ACACUUCGAACGAGUUUGAGUUUGGGAUUUGGCCCAAACGGUUUACAUGGUAGAUCAUAACAGAUGAUCGAUUCAUUUUUGGCGUUAGUCGAAAUAUAUUCCAAAUUCGGGCCAAGCAGUAUGGUAUUCAGUCCAUUUUGUAGCCAGAACCGACCAGAUCAACCAGGGUUUAUAUAAAAAAUAACAGCAGAACUUGAAAGGAUCAAAGGAUUGUUGAAAGAAUUUCGCACGUACGAGGGUUAUACGUAUGAAAUUGUAAUGCACAUAUUUAUAAAAACAUUUGCUUGAGUUGGGAUCAAAAUUAACAUGCAAAUUUAGUCACCUUUUCAUCAUUGAGAUUCAGAUUCGAAACCUUCUCGAUACUCUUUCUUUAAAUGACCAAUGCACCAGUAGAAAUUAUUUUUUUUUGGCAUCAAUCUGAUCUUUCAUUAAAACUCAAACAGGUCCGUUUAAGCCAGCUACAUGAGCUAGCCAACUAAGAAUCUUAACGUCUACAAAAGUGAAUGUUUCAGCUCGUGAUCUUGUAGUGAUACUGAAUUUUAUUAUUUUAUUACACGUUUUAAUUGAAAACAAACAUUAAUUAUCAAUAAGUAUACAUUUAAAUGUAUCGUUAUAUAUACAUUUAAGUUCAACCCAAAUAGUCUGAACUGUGCUUUAAACAAAACAAAUCAUAUCAGUGUAUUGGUGUUCAAUUUUUUUGAUAAAUUAUUAAUAUGCAUAAAGAAUAAGAUCUCCAGUAAUGUGUCUUAAUUAAAUGCUAGAGCUAUUAUAUGUUUAUACAAGGAUAUACACAGCCUCAUGCUGUUAUUAUCUAGGAAAUAAAACUUUUAGAAAAGUGAUAUAAGUAACCAUAAUGGGUACUCUUAUUAGCCCAUUUGAAAGGGCUAAUAUUUGAUGAUUAACAAAACAUGUACACAUACGGAUAUAUAUCGCAUUAAAUAAAAUAAUCAUAUCAUAUAAGAAAAAAAGAACCAUAUCAUAUAUAUAUAUACAUAUAUAUAUAUAAUAUGCAUACAUGAGAUUACUAAAAUUGAUCCUGUUUGAGUUUGUAUUCAUCUUUACCAGUAAAUAGAGAUCUCUCGUGUUGUUAAGACUUUAAACUCGAUAUAUAAAACCAAACAAUUUCAAUAUUCCUGUCUUUAUUAUACUAAAACUUUGAUAAUUAAGUAACUGGACUAGUGUUACAAAAAAAAAAAAAAAAAAGUAACUGGACUAUCUUUGACAAAAGGAAAAAGUACUUGGACAAAUAGUUGGCUCAUCAAACCCUACAAGUGGCACGAACCAUAUAAAAUAAUGAAAUCUAAAGACAAGAAACAAAUACUGAGAAUAUAAUAAAAAGGACAGAUGAACCUGUUCCCACUUUCUAUCUUCUUAACCUUAACUUUGGGGACUGGGGACCCAAAAUCCUUCUUCAUUGACCAUCCAUUUUGCUAAUAUAAAUGAUUAAUUCUGACAAUUCUUUAUUUCGAUGCAUUAUACUAGCAUUUUCUGUAUAAAAUUGUGUGAUAGAAGGUAAGGUAUGCAUAAGAUAGAACCCUACGUUUGAAGUUAGUGAGAAAAUGUAAGUAUAUUAGUUUUGGUAUUUCAAUAUACUAUUUCAAAAGUUACAGGAAAAUCAUUUACCUAUUUUCGAGAUAAUAGAAGUGCAAAGUGUGAUAACAAAUAUAUUAGCUAACAUAUAUUAGCUUCAAAUUAACUAUAAGAGAGGUUGUUUCAUACAGAGAUUUAAAGAAAUAAAAAGGUAAACACUUGUCUCAAAAAUGCUAAUACUCUUGCUUUUUCGUUUUAAAAAAACUAUUCGUUUCCUUAUAGUCUGCUUCUCAUGUCCCCCGGUCCACCUGACAUUGCAUAUAUAUAGAACAAAAAAUUCCAAAUCCAUGAUUUUUAGCAGACUCCAUUUUAUAUAAAAAAGGGACUCAAAAGAAGAAACAUUUAUUUAUAAAAAAAUGUUUACACAAGUGAUUGUUCAGUUCAGUGAUUCAAAUAUAUAAAAUGCAAUAAAUGAAAGUUCAGUACUUACCCUUACCUUUAUUUAGUUUUACUACUGGCCAUUAUAAUUGUUCCAGCCAAAGAAAGACUUAUUCAAAAGGGGUUGCUUUCAAAAGCUCAUCUCUCUCUCUCUCUCUCUCUCUCUCUCUCUCUCUCUCUCUCUCUCUCUGAAUCUGCUGAUCUCACUACAACUUGCCAUCUUUUACUCCAUCAAAAAUCCUCAACCAAAACCCACUUCACUCACAUUGAAACAAACAAAAACGCCUCUAUUGAUCUCUUUCUAGAUUUGAAAUCAAGAAAUGGUUCCUCCACAUCCGCAUUAUUGGAGAAAAGGAAUAUCAUUAAACUCACGAGUUCUUCUUCUUCUGGUCAUCUGCUUCUUCUUCGUCCACCACUGCAACGCCUCGAGAGCCUCGUCACCAUCAAGCGUUUCCUACAGAAACCCUAAUAAUGACCACAAAAGAAAUACCAUGAGGAGAGGUCAUUUCUUGGGGUUCUUGCCAAGACACUUCCCUGUUCCAGCUUCGGGUCCUUCACGAAAACACAACGACAUUGGUAUACAAGCCUUGCUGUCUCCAUGAUAAUGCGCUCUCUCUUUUUUUCCCUCUCUAGAGUACAUUGUACAAUAUAAUGUAAUGCAUGUACUCAUACACAAAAGUACAAAACAACAGUAUAAUACCAUUAAUCGAUCUCUGCUGUAUGCUUUGGCAUGUAUACUUAGGGUUUCAGAUGUUUGACCUUUCUAGUUGUUGCUCGAUCUUUUAGUUAUUUUUUUGUUUGCAUGAACUUCCUUAGAGUAGAGAAGUGAAAGAUAAUAUGGGUUCUUUUAAAAAAAAAGAAGAUAGUAUGGUUAGAUCUGGAUUUUGUUAUUCUUAGUCUUUUUUUUUCCUUUUGUAUAUGUAAUUAAAGUUUACUAAAUGAAGUAUUGAAUGCAACAAUCUCGUUACCUCAGAGGGUACAUAAUUUAACAUCUUUUAGUUUUUCACCUAAAUAACCAAUUCAUUGAUUUCUGAAUAUAUCAAAGCUGUUGAUAAUUCAAUUCGUAAAGUUGAAUUGGUAAAAUAAAUUGAAAAAUUAUCAACUACAAGAAAACGUGCCCAUAACAACGAAGAUUUACGACGAAAAUAUUUCGUCGUAAAUUUACAUGGUGUUUACAACGAAUUUACGAGG
Brassica napus (rape) is the source of this 3159-nucleotide messenger RNA. RefSeq names its product protein IDA-LIKE 4-like. The record is from RefSeq and is a predicted model, not a curated record. The transcript has a single exon. NCBI's taxonomy places the organism in Eukaryota, Viridiplantae, Streptophyta, Magnoliopsida, Brassicales, Brassicaceae. Gene Ontology annotation, biological process: floral organ abscission. Bases 2289 to 2570 code for a protein of 93 amino acids.